Molecule: messenger RNA, 1403 nt
Organism: Lethenteron reissneri (Far Eastern brook lamprey)
Lineage: Eukaryota; Metazoa; Chordata; Hyperoartia; Petromyzontiformes; Petromyzontidae
Product: leucine-rich repeat-containing protein 2-like
Cellular component (GO): cytoplasm
Molecular function (GO): protein binding
Source: RefSeq, a predicted model, not a curated record
AGUUGCCGCUCUAUGCCGGGGCCGCCGCAUGCGCCCUGCCUCUCACGGUUUAUAAUUAGAGCAGCGCUCGUGCAGCAGCGAGGGACACCUUGAUCUGCUUCCCGCACUGGGGUCCGUGGCACGGGCCGAGACGCUCCGCUUCGCUCGACGCGCGGCCGUUCUGCCGCUCCUCGUGUCCCAGCUGCUGCUGCUGCCCGCGCCGGAUUACUCUCUCCAUGGUGAACAUGGCGAAGGUGAUGUACACGGGAGUGUCGCAGAUCCGCUCCAUGUGGGAGACCCGCAUCACCAAGCAGAAGGUUCGACAGCAGCGGGAGCAGGAGCGCAAGGCCAAGAGCGCCAUUGAGAGGUUACGGGCAGAGUGGCACACGCACGUGGAUGUCGCCGCCGUGAAGGAGAAAGUGACGCGGGACGAGAGCCGCGUGGCGCUCCGUGUGGAGGGGGAGGACUGGAGGGCUCUGCCGCAGGCCUUGCAGGACAUGGUCGACCUCAACGAGCUCCGCGUCCUCAACAGCCGCCUCCACGUUCUUCCGCGUUUCGUGGCGAACUUCAAAAGGCUACAAACCCUGGACCUGUCCAAAAACUGCCUCCAGGAGCUUCCCAAAGAAAUAGGCCUCCUGACAGGGCUGCAGCAGCUGCUGCUGAGCUACAACCAGCUGCGCCGCGUGCCCGCGGAGCUGGGCGACUGCGAGAGCCUGCAGAGGCUCGACCUCUCCUCCAACAACUCCCUGCACGAGCUGCCCUACCAGCUGAGCUCUCUGAAGAAGCUGGUGCUGCUCGAUCUGUCGGUGAACAAGUUUUCGUCCGUGCCGAUCGCCGUGUUACGCAUGAGUGGCCUCCAGUGGCUGGACAUGAGCAAGAACCAGCUGCAUGAACUGCCCCAGGACAUUGACAGGCUCGAGCGAGUGGAGACCAUGCUGCUGCAUCACAACAGCAUCCGCUACCUGCCCCUGGCGCUCGGCGACAUGGGUGAGCUGCGCACGCUCGUGGUGAGCGCCGACCAUCUGGUGCAGGUGCCCACGCUGCUCUACAAGCUGCCCCACCUCAAGAUCCUGGACAUGCGAGAGAACCGGCUGCAGGAGAUGAGCACCGCGGGGCGGACGUCCCCCCCACCGCCCAACAGGCGGCUGCAGGCCGUCGACGCGGAGCAAGAGGACAUGGGGAAGGAGUUCAUGACGUCGUACUUCCAGGACCUGCAGAAGAGAGAGACGGGCCCAGAGUACACCACCGUGGUCUCCCUGAGUCUGCAGCUCGGCUAACGUCGUCGUCAGCAGCGGCCCAGCGGCUGCGUCACACCUUCAGUAUCGCGUUCAGCCCCAAGUGCCUCCGCCCUUUCCCUGGGAUCGCACCAUUCCAUUGAUGGGCGCACUCAAUCCGACUGCUUACACCACAACAUGGACAAUGAA